GUUGUUAUCUACGCUUUUCUCCCUCCUCUUUCGCUUUGCAGUGCAGCGCCGAAGCUGCCACAUUCUGUUCAGCCUUGUUUCAUCCAUCACUUUCUUGAGAUCAUGUCCAUAACAUUCCAGGACCUCCCAAACGAGUUAUUGGGAUAUUGUUUCUCUUACCUUGCCAAAUACUCGGCACACAAGGAUAUCCAAAGUGUACGUCUUGUAUCUAAACGAUUUCAUGACGUUAGCUCUUCCUUCUUGCUCACCCAAGUGGAGCUUCGACUCACCAAGCAAUCAUUUCAAGAGCUUGAAUCUAUUGCUUCACAUGCCAUAUUUUCGAAAACUGUUAGAAGACUUUUGUUCAAUGUGAGCUACUAUGAUGGGAUGCUAGCAGAUAGCUUCCAGGAUUUUGCUGAACACAACGGCACGGAGCUCGAAAUCUUGCUUGAGGAUCUCGAACGUGGAGGCUUUUCUGAACAGCUGGACACUGUCCAGACAGUAUGUGAUGAAUGGUUAGAAGCGACAAAUGAAGAUUACAAUCACGAAAAAGCAACCAGAUAUCAGCAGAUAUUGGCCAAGGCGCACACCGAGUACACAGAAUUAUACAAAAGCCAACAGAAUCUUCUUGAUGGCGCAAAUUGGCUCUCGGCACUUGUUCCGGCUCUCAAAAAGCUAUCUGCCCUAAAAAUCAUUGUUAUGAAGGAUAGUACCGAAAGGCUGGCUAUGCCUGGUCGUUGGUGGAAAGCGUUGGCGACAGAUGAAGGCCUCACCAGUCGAUGCCUGGCGACUAGUGAGUGGAAGGGCUCCUUCCAUACGGCCAUUAGUACCCAGCCACCCGUGCAUAUCAUUCCUGAUCUUUUCAUGGCUCUAGAAAAGACUACGAUCCGUCCAUAUCACUUCGAGAUCAACGUCACCGUACCUUCCGAUCUCCGCUCUCUGCGAAUGUCUACGGAACAACUUCAAGCAAUCAGUACAACCUUGAGUGCUUCCAAGAAACUUUACUUCUCUGCAAGGGAAUGGGCACGAAGAGGAAGCUUGGCUGAGAACAAUGAUCGGCCGCGGGACGAGAUGGCAGUUCUUGCUGCUUUAACUAAUUCAUUUUACCACAAUCCCCAGAUCACCGAGUUACAUCUUAGUCUUGACAACUACCCAUGCUUUCUCGAGAUUCCGACUCUCUCUCUCGUCGAUCUUCUCCCAUCUCCUGUACCAUUCUCUCCAAAGCUACGGAGAAUGUACCUUCGCAACGUGCCGAUGACGAUUGCAGAACUAGAGGUCCUUGUCGAGCAUCUACGCCCUACUUUGGUCUGGCUAGUAUUCUACUCUCCAUACCUACACGCUCCAAAUGAUGAGAGCUGGGAGCAGGCGCUGAAUGUUUUGAGAAAGUUCGAAGCUCUAGAACAUUUCGAACUUAAGGUUCCCGCAGGUGGAGGGUUAGGGGAUGGAUUGCCGGAUGAGGAGCUGUGCAGGAAGUUUGUAAUGCGUGAAAGCAACGAGAACCCACUUGUCGGGUGGGGUCUUCAACGAGGGUGAGAAGGUGGGCGAAGCGAUCUCAAGUUUCGGGAGAACAUAUAUUUGGGCGUUUCUUGUAGGCUAAAUUGGGCUUCUUUCAACAGAAUAGCCUUCCUAUCUAACCCUUAUCUUGGUAUGGUACUGUUCUUGCCACGUAUAAUUUAUGCAAAGUAAGGUUAGCUGUAGAAGAUC
Messenger RNA from Aaosphaeria arxii CBS 175.79, 1683 nucleotides. RefSeq lists its product as uncharacterized. The record is from RefSeq and is a predicted model, not a curated record. The coding region runs from base 103 to 1512 and encodes 469 amino acids. Gene Ontology annotation, molecular function: protein binding. The transcript has a single exon. NCBI's taxonomy places the organism in Eukaryota, Fungi, Ascomycota, Dothideomycetes, Pleosporales.